AGCAGGCUGCCGAGCGCGCUGCUCUCCUCCGUGCGUUUUGUUUCCCUCUCACACACAAAGUACCCGAAAAGCACCGAUCCGUUUCCGAGCCAAACCAAGCCAAGCCGAGCCACAGCGUGCGUCUGCGCCCCGCAAACUCAACCACCCCCCGCCUCCACCACCGCCACCACUCCCACCCUCGCCUUCACCGUCUCCCACCGCCGUCUCUCUGGCAAUGGAUCCGUAAGCAGCCUCUGUGUGCUUAACUGAGCCGAGCGUGUGAACCAGCAGCGGAUCCGCGGAGACAGCUGAGACCAAGCGGCUAUGGAGGAGCAGCGCAGGGAGGCUGGAGUCUAGACUGCACGCAAAUCAACAAGACCCACUCAUCCGGAUUACUUUUUGCAACAUUUUUGAACUCUAGAGUCACUGUUAGACCCGGGGAUUUCGUUUUUAUUUUCUCUGCUGAUCAUCUCCUAUCAUUUGCACGGCGAGGAUGCAGGGGAAGGAGGCGAGCGUGUUUUGCACGGGAUGCUGGAGACUAACGCUGCUGUCGUUCGUCCUGGUUCUGCACUUGAUCCCACUGAGUGUGCACGGAACCACUGUUGGGACCAACGCCACUGAGACGGCGAGUGUGGCCAAUGCUACCUCGCUGCUUAACGAGGAGGAGGGGCCUGACAAGGUCAAUGGAGUUAGUGUCUCAGCCAAUCCUGACGCGGUCAGCACUGUGACCCCGAGGGCGGGCCGGAUGCCCCGCGCAGGCGAGGAGGAGGAUCAGAGCAGUGGCAUGUUCGGUGAAUCGGUGGUUCCCGCGGUGGAGGAGGUGGGAGUGGCGGCUCCACCUCGGCUCAGCCCUGAUUCUGCUGAGACGGAGCACCUGUUACCCGGCAGCCCACGCGAAUCGGAGGUGUUGGAGGUUGAGGAAGAGGAGGAGGAGGAGCGUCUUCCACACACUGACCCGCCUUGGAUUCACGCCAAGGACACAGCCGUGUUUGACCUGGAUCGCCUCUUCACCACCACUGCCCCUCCUGCCACCAACCCCUCCAACCCUGACAUCCUCCACGUGGACUUUUUCGACCCUUCCUCCCGUGGGCGCAGCCUCGACCUGGCCCCACCCUCUCCUUCAUCACUGGCCCAUGAGCUGCAGGCUGGAGAUCCUACCUCCUGGGCGAUGCCGGACAACUACGACUACCUCACCCCGUACGAGGAUGGCGUGUCCCCGACUGCUGACGAGUACACCUACAGCACAACCACCGACGCCUACGAGACGGAUGAAGACCUCCGGCUCGCUGCUGGGUCUCCUGCUCGCUCCAAGCCCAGGGCCCCUGGUUCGGGCUCAUUCAACCCAGGGGCGGCACUUCCUGGUGCAGGGGCUCCAGUUCCAAACAUCCCUGUGGGGGCCCCUCCAGCAGCUGCACCGGUGGACGGGUCAGAUGGGAUGGGCGGAUGCCGCGUUGGCUAUCAGAUGGUCAACGGAAGCUGCCGCUCGCCCUGCGACAUGCUGCCAAACUACUGCUUCAAUAAUGGACAGUGUUACCUGCUGGAGGGCAUGGGAGUCUUCUGCAGAUGUAACGUCCAGGAUUACAUCUGGCACAAGGGUGCUCGCUGUGAGUCCGUGGUGACCGAGUUCCAGGUGAUGUGUCUGGCCGUGGGCGCUUCGGCUCUGGUGGUCCUGCUGCUCUUCAUGAUCAUCGUGUGCUUCGCCAAAAAGCUCCAUGUGCUCAAGACGGAGAACAAGAAGCUGCGCAAACGCAGCAGUAAGUACCGGCCAACAUCGGAGACGCACAAUGAUAAUUUCUCGCUGUCCACCAUCGCUGAGGGCUCCCACCCAAAUGUAAGGAAACUGUGCGACACCCCUCCUAACGUCCCUCAUGCCCGUGCAUUGGCUUACUAUGAUAACAUUAUCUGUCAGGAUGAUCCUAACUCCCAGAACAAGCUGGAGGACCCGGUGAAGGCCUCGCCCAAGGAGGACGACUCCCUCAACAUCCACAACUCUCUGACCCCCAAACACGAGAACCACAAGGUCCUGGGCGAGGAGAACUCCUCGGAGGUAAACUCACUGCAGAACAACAUGAUGUGAAAACACAAAACAAAAAACGACCCCAGCAACCCCCGGCAACACGACAACGGAAAAAAACGUCAAGGUGCGCCGGCAACAGAAGCCCCCUCGAAACCCCUCCCCCCCCCCCCUGCUCUCUGCUGUUUCGCUGCCGAGUGCGCCUAACCGGUCAACCAACAACCAACAAACCAGCCUGUCAACAAACCAGCCAACCAACCCAGUCUGCAACCGUCUCCGACACGGCAACACUGCCACCGAGCGGCCUCUACCGCUGCAAAAAAACGUACACCACCACCACUACCACCGCCGCCGCCACCACUGCCCCAGCUGAGAGUAACACCCUCCACAAGCCUCACCCUGCCGCCGCCCUGCAAACCCCUCCCCUUUCCCCUCUUUAACAUCCAAUCACAUCCCUGUUUCGCAGCCCCGCCCCCUUGUUGCUGUCACUCUACUCUCCCUUAUCUCUCUUCCUUGCACACACACACACACACACACACACACACACACACACACACACA
Molecule: messenger RNA, 2553 nt
Organism: Labrus bergylta (ballan wrasse)
Lineage: Eukaryota; Metazoa; Chordata; Actinopteri; Labriformes; Labridae
Gene: cspg5a
Product: chondroitin sulfate proteoglycan 5a
Biological process (GO): nervous system development; cell projection morphogenesis
Cellular component (GO): synapse
Source: RefSeq, a predicted model, not a curated record